UUUUCCUCUGUUUAUAUGCUAAUCAAAGCUUCUAAUAUACUUUCCCACAUUUGACUAGUGAUAAUACUUGUUUUACAUGCAUACAUAAACUCACGCCUUUUUCCUGGAGGGGUAGGCAGAGACUAUCAUUCCACCUGCCAUGAUCCCUGCAUACUUCAUAACUCUCUUCAUGCAAGCUCAACAGUUUCGGGUACUCUUGACCUGACCUUUUCCAGGAAGUCUAUAAUUUGAUCAAGGUAUUUUUGUCUAGGCCUUCCCAUACCAACCUUUCCAUUCCCAUUCUUCUUGUAUAUUUACUUAGUCAACCUGCUUUUGUUCUCAUCCUUUCUGGCUUUAAAAGGUUAAAAAUAACUUUUAUGUGUGGACUCUGGUGGUAUUAGGCAUGGCCUACAUUUAUUGUUUGGUGAAAAUAUUUUCUUAACAGAAUGUAUUCAAACUUUUUAUUUACAAAGCCUACCUACAUGUUUUUUUUAUGAAUAUCAAUUUGAUUGUUUACUGGUAUUAUUUGAAUUAAUGUUUGCUAUCUACCCUCAAGUUUGUAUUUAUUAUUCGUUCAAAGUAGGAUAACAACUCAGGAAUUUUAAAAAUAAAUUUUCGAAAUUACUUAUCACUUAUUGACAUCAAAUAUUACUUUUUAUUUUUUGAAGUGGAAGAAGCAAUUCUUAUAAGAUUAGAGUAAUAAUCUUAUAAAAAUUACUUCUACCAAUAGAUCUACAUAAGAACUAUCAAGCUUUGACAAGGCUUAUGUCCUAUUUUUCCUCUCUCAUUCUCUGAAAUAAUCUGACAAUGUUUGAGUAGGCUGGUCUAUAUUAAUUCAAGUUAAAAUAAAAAAGAAACAAAACUAUAUAGGUUUAUAUUUUAUUAUUUUUUAGUAUGAGCAAAUAGAAGUGGUUAUUAAGUUUAUUUUAUGUCUUGCCAGUUAGUUAUACUUGACCAGAUUUUAGUUCCUGCAUUCAUUUCAUUUGUAAGAUUUGAAAGGCCAUCGGUCAAGCGUACUUCUAACCAAUGAGCUUGUGUAAAAAGUUUAAUUAAUGUGGAUGUAGCAAACAAAGCAUGCAAGAAUGUGGCAAGUGGAAUGAUGUAGUCUCUGCCUACCCCUCCUGAAAGAGGUCUGGUGUAAGUUUCAUUUUAUUUUCUUUAUUUUGAGAGUAUGAAUAUAUAUAGGUGAGGUAAGUAAGGUAAAAGGCGACUAUGUUAUAAGCUUAUUAACUUGGGAGUCUUCUUUUAUGUGAUGGGCUAGCAACCUGUCACUAUUUGUAUCUCCAGUCAAUUUAUAAGCCUAACAGCUGAACAUAGCCUGUCAGUCUUUCAAGACUGCAGGCUCUGUCUACCCCGCAAGGCAUAAGAACGUGAUUAUAUAAAUGAUGAAUGAAUGUAUAGGUGAGUGGAACAAGUGAUAAUUGUCAUCUGCACGAGUCUUCAAAGAAUGUGAUAAUUGUAUUACACACUACAAUUUUUCACACCUUGACUUUAAGGAUAGAACGAAGUAACCAAUUUGAUACACACAUAGGCACGUCUAUUUAUAUCCCUUGCAGGGUAUUCAGUCUUGAAAAGACUCAAUGGCCAUAUUCAACUAGCUUUGGCUAAAUUGAGAUUAAAAUAGCGAAAGGUUACUAGUCCUACAAAAAGAAUCCUAAGUUUUUUAGUCUUUUCGUUAGUUGUAUAUUACUGUUGAUUAUUGAGAAAAAAUUGAGAGAGAUACGGUAAAAUAUUUUGUGAUGAUGAUGUACUGGAAAAAUGCUUGACAGUUAGGUGGCUAGCAUUGUGUAUAAAGGCAGUGGUAACAUUCAGUAAAAAUCUGAAUUGUAUUAAUUAUUACAACAUCCCUUCUUACAUUAUAAAUAAAGAAAAAGUAACUUUUAGUCUGUCUGUUACGCUUUCACACCUAAACCAUUUGGUACAGAGAUGAGUUGACUCUGAGAAAGAACAUAGGCUACUUUUUAUUGCGAAAUGAAAAAGAGCUAAUGAAAGAUUGUCGAUAAACUUUUACGGCAAAUGAAGUCGCGGGCAACAGCUAGUACCGUGAAAUACGCCAACUUUGCCUUCUAGGAAAACUUUGCCCAAAACAACGUUUUUAAAGAAUAUUACUAUUUAAAAAAAAAGUAACAAAAUAUCGGCAACAUUUAUCAUAUUUGUAGAAAAUAGACUUUAGAUGUGGCAACACAGAAUAGUGUGUGCGCUCCUAUCUUCACUCAGUCACCUGUCAGCAUUUGUACAGAACGGAGUGUAUUUUUGUGGGCCAAUUAUAGCAAAAGUUUGAGAGUGAAUUAUUUAUCAUGGUGAAAUCACAGAAAAACAAACAUAAGUCACGUAUACGACAAAGAAAGCCAAGACGUAAACUUGGAUCUAGAUUAUACAAAAAUUACUCUAACGAAAUGUUAAUGCUCGCUUGUGAAGCCGUUCAGUCGGGUCAAGUAUCUUCUCGAGACGCUGAAAAGCAAUUUGGUAUCCCAAGGCGAACCAUACUCAACAAACUGAAAAAUCUACAUACAAAGUCAGUUGGACAUCCAACAAAAUUGACAUCAGAGGAGGAGGUCAAAAUUGUAAAAGUUUUACAAGCGGCCAGCAAUUUCGGCUCGCCACUUACGAAACUCGAUUUAAAACUAUUGGUCCGUAAUUACUUGGAAAAGAACUCAAAGGAUCAUAUUUUCAAAAACAAGAUUCCAGGUGAUGCAUGGGUCCAGAGCUUUUUGGCAAGGCAUGCUGAUGAAUUGACUUUGAGAGCUACUCAAAAUAUUUCAAAAGCAAGAGCUGAAAAAGGAGCUCAAGAAAUAAUUGAUUACUUUAAUAAUUUAAGUGUGACACUGAAAGAUAUACCAGCUCAAAAUAUAAUAAAUUUCGACGAAACUAAUCUAUCCGAUGACCCUGGCUCUUCCGUUGGCAUUUUCCGAAGAGGGGUAAAAUAUCCGGAAAGAAUAGUAAAUUCUACCAAAGGAAACAUAUCUCUUAUGUUUACGGCCACUGCAAGCGGGCGGUGCCUUCCUUUAUAUGUUGUUUAUAAAGCAACUAAUUUGUAUUCAGAAUGGAUUAAUGGAGGACCACCAGGGACCCGAUAUAACUGUACCAAGUCAGGGUGGUUUGACAGCGUAAUGUUUGAGAAUUAUUUUGAAACUAUUAUUCUACCAUGGGCAACUGAAACUGCCGGGACAAAGGUUGUCAUAUGCGAUAAUUUAUCCAGCCACUUAAGUAUUAAGGUAGUUGAGUUAUGUGAACAGCAUGACAUCAAGUUCGUUUUUAUCCCCCCAAGAUCAACACAUCUCACCCAACCCCUUGAUGUCGCAUUUUUUGGGCCUUUGAAAAAAUGCUGGCGUAAAGUUUUAUAUCAAUACAAGCUCAAAAAUCCAACUCAAACCACACUUAACAAGAAACAUUUCCCGAAAUUGCUUUCUGAAUUAAUAGAAUCGAUUCGCAUGUCGGAAAAAUCAAACAUUAUUAGUGGCUUUAGGGCAUCGGGAAUAUAUCCACUAAAUCCACAAGAAGUCCUUAAGAAGAUCCCACAAAUGGAAAUCCAGUCGUCUUCGUAUGGAAUUGAUCAAGUUCUGGUAGAUUAUUUAAAAGAAACUAGAUCUCCAAAGCCUUUUCAAGUACAAAGGAGUAAAAAAGUUAAUUGCGAGCCGGGAAAAUCAGUGACCGCUUCCGAUUUAAAUGUUGAUUCUAGGUAUAAGAAAAUAAAAAAUAAAUCAGCUAAGAUGGCAAAUGAAAAAAAAAGAAAUGAUGAAUCUUUUUACUUGGACGAACAAACUGGUCUUUUCAUAUCAGAAUCUACUCUUUUUUCAAAUAAUGAUACCAAUUAUGAUCAAGACUACAACUUGGAAGAGGCUUUCGGUAUCCCUCUAUAUCAGCAUAAUUCUAUACCUGAAAGUUUAAGCAAACAAUGUAUCACAAUUAUUAAUUUCUACAUGAGUCAAUCAUUCCGUAUUAAAACUAAAACAUUUGCACCCACUAAUGACUUACAUUUUAAAUCUCCCAUAGGUAGUUUCACAAACACAAUGAUUGUACGAAAAGACAAUGACAGUUCCGUUCAAAAUACUGAUCCAGCCAAGAAAAAUAAAAUAAUCAUACUUUCCGAUGUCCUACUUAAACCAGGAUCAGCAUCAGCGACUAAUGUUUGUUAUUUAAAUGAAGCUUCUGGUAAGACUGAAAAUAUACCGUUUACAUCUAUGAACAAAAAUGAUUUACCAGAAUGCCUGCAAGUGAAAAAAAAGAAACAAGUGAAGAAAAUGAAGACAAUAAAUAAAGAAAAAGAGAAAAAUAUAAAGAGAGGAGUCAGAAAUAAGAUAAAAGGAAAAAUUACAGCUCAAAAAAAUAGUAGAACAAAAAAAGGAAUAAAAGAUUUGAUAGUGAUUCCAGCUCAAUAUCUACGGGUAAUGAAGUUAUAACAGCUGACACAGAUGAUUCUGAUUACGAAACAAUAAAUGAUUAUUACAUAGCGGAAUGCUUGCGGGAACAAGAAGAAAAGGAAAAUAUUGAUGAUUCAAAUACCAUCCCUUUUGGAUUACAUGAUAUUGAAUAUUUUUCUGAAAAUCAAGAAAGAAUUAAAAAAUACGACUGGGUUAUAGUUCGAUUUGCAACAAAAAAAAGUUUAAAACACUAUGUAGGUCAGGUAUUGUCCACUAAUGGUAUAAAUCCUACAGUAAAAUUUUUAAGAAAAGUUAAAGAAUCAAAGUCCAUCUCAGGAACGACCUUUACUUACCCAAUAGUGGAUGAUAUUAGCACCAUACAACAUACUGAAGAUAUUAUAGCGGUUUUAUCCGAACCAAAGAUAACUCGACGUGGUCAAAUUGUAUUUAAUGUCGAUUUCAGUAGUUUUAACAUACAAUAGUAGUUCACUCGUUAAACCGUUAUAGUUAAGCCUUAUAUAACUUACGUAUGUUCAAUUCAGUAACUGUGAUUUGAUUAAGACUGCUACAUUUUCCAAAGAAUAAUUAUAUAACUUUAAGAAACACUCUCCUAUAUUUUAUUAUAAUGUUAAAAUAGUUCUAACCGAGCCAAAGUCAUGACUAAAUUUAAUUCAAACUAAAUAGUAUUUAGAUUUUUAAAAUUAUUUUGAAUAAAAAUGUUUUGUUGAACGUUGUUACUGAUUCGAGUUGAGUUGUUAUAAGAUAAUCAGAUUUUAGACCAGUUAUAUUACUGUUUGAUCUCAAUCAUGUUACUUCGAAUUUUUCUAAUUUUGCUUAUUUAACAAUUAAGCAUACUUUCUUUUUUUUCCACAAGAUAUUUUAAGUUUUGUUUUUUGAUAAACAGACAUUCGUACUUAAUUAUCUCUAGGGAUACGUACCUACUUGUUUUUUUUUUUGUUAAUUAAUAUAAGCUUUGAUUAUAGGACAACCUUCACUGAUCUGAACUGACCUAUUGAUGUUUUUAAUUAUUAAAUUUAACAUACCUACUAUGUACUAAAUAUAUGUGUUGCAAGUAGGUUGUCUUAAAAUGUAUGUAGUUUUUUUUUUACAUUUUACCAUUUCUGAUAACAGACAAAUGACGAUCAAAAGUAUGAAGCCUACAGAAUAUGUAAACGUUCAAAGGCUUUAUUUAUACUUUUGAUCGGAGUGUCAUUUGUCUAUUAGCUAAAACGCGUAAAAUGUAAAAAAAAUAAAUAUAAUGUUUAGGCAAUCCACUUGCAUUGUACCUAUAUUUAGUAUUGGAUUUAAAUUAAUAUUAAAAAGUCACCCAUUAACCAGUUCAGUGACGGGUCUCUUUUACUCUGAUCUCUAACUCGUUAAUUUUCUCGUUGAUCUCAAUUAUGUUAAGUAUAAUUAUUUUCUAUUUUUUGCUAGUUGCUAGUGUAACUAAUAAGUAUCUUUUUUAAAAUCUCCUUAUAUUUUGUAAAAUGAUAAACAUUUCAUUGGUCACAGCUUUUAAAAGUUUAAUUAUGUCAAGUUGUAGUGGUGUCUCACUAUUAACAUGUUUUUAAUUGUUCUGAAGACUAAUAAACAGUUUAGUUCCUUAAAAAGUGUAUUUUCUUACUAACCUAUCAAAAGAUUUAGUGCUAAUCAUUAUUAAAAAAAGGAUUGUACCGAAAGUUGACAACCCUAGCUCUUUUAAAUUGCUUCAUGACGUUUGUAUAAAGGAAAGAAAAAAAUACUGAGUAACAUUGCCCACUCAUUUUAAAACAAGUAUAUGUAUGAUAUCGUUUUACUUUUUGGAUUAGUGGCCUUUAUUGCCAAUAUACUUUAUUUGGUUCUUAUGUUAUUCUCUUAAGGUCUAUAUUUUCGCUAAAAAUAAGGGUGGGCAAUGUUGGCUAAAACCCCAGAUAACAUUAUCCAUCGCCGAAAUCGGAAAUAUGUUAGAAAAUACUUACCUGCUGUGUUAUUUUGUUACGCUAAUGCAUGAACAUGAUCUCAGUGUUGCCACAGAUACAACAAUAUAUCUGGGGUACCAUACAAAAAAAUGGCAAAAAUCUAUUUUUUCUUCAAAAACUGGGCAAUGUUGGCGUAUUUCACGGUAAGUAAUUUUUGUUUGAUCUGCAUUGAAAAUAAAUUAAUAUAAACAAAUUGCUAUCUAAAUUAAAGAUAAUAAUGAUGCGGCGUCGUAUAUCUAUUCUUUUUCUGUUAAAUGAUCAUAAAUAGCUCUGCUAUUGUAUUUAUUGCCAACUAGAAUUUAAGGUUGAUCCUUUCACGUUUUCCUCGUGGACCAACUUAAAUGAACAACUAAUUGUUACAUGUAUGAACACAUGACAUCACAGGCACGGCAUCGUAUUCGCGAUCAUAAAAUUCUCGACACAUUAAUAGCCAAAAAAAUUACGUAGACGUUUGUAAUACCAACAACGACGUGUGACGAUAUAUGAUUUGAUCAUGAAGUAUUUUCUGCGAAUGCUGAAUUCUUUAAAGCAUUUUAAAAACUCACACCACUUUUUAAUUUAGCCAUGAUACACACAUGUUUACAUCACACAAUCGUGAUGAUGCACAUUUAAAAUAGUAGGUAAUGCACCACACUGUUUUUAUUUAACCGUCGUUCAUUUGUUUAAAGCCAGCACUUGGGAAUUCAAUAAGGAUUGAGGCAAUGAAAUUUAAUCUUCUUAACAAUUGAGUGUUUUACCUUUCAGUCUUUUCGACACUGUCGGUUCAGCCUACCUUGUAAGGGGACAUAAAAAGGAAUGUCAUAAAUUUAUAUUGAAGAAUAUCAAAAAGUAACAAAAUUAAAUUGUCAUUUUUUCCCCCGCUUUGACGUUAGCUACAUAAGUGUAAGUUUUAGGAACAUGUUUAAUUCAUUUUCACAUCUUAAAACUCGAUAAUUGUUAGGUAAUAAUGGGUACAUUACACAUGUGAUGUCACUGUGAUGCAGAGUCUGACGCACUUGCGUACCUAUGCGAUAAAAGGCGAAGUAAUAACUAUGUCGUUUUUGAGCUUAACGUAACCAAUUAUCAUCUCGUAUGAGGUCAUUAAUUCUUUUGUUUUCAUUUAAUAGUGACUGGUUUAUUUUUGGGCUACGCUUUAUUAGGAAUUUCUGUAAAUAAUUUCUCAGCGAAUACCUACGACAUAACUAUAUUUACCUAUGUCAAGUAGAGACAUCGGAACUUGAACGUUUUUCCAUGGAUUGUGUAUUUUUAUGGGAUCAUGAAGUUGAUGAUAAUUCUUAUCUCAAAUUGUAAGAAAACUUAUACCUUCCCUUCAAAUAAAGCUUCACAUGAAAAUAUGUAUAUUAUGACUCUGUUGUGUUUCUUGUCAAGAGUGUUGGCAUAAUUUGACCAAGUUAAAUCUCGUCGUGCUUACCAUCAGGCAGAUUGGCGUCAAA
Messenger RNA from Amyelois transitella, 7731 nucleotides. RefSeq lists its product as uncharacterized. Gene Ontology annotation, molecular function: DNA binding. The transcript has 2 exons. The record is from RefSeq and is a predicted model, not a curated record. The coding region runs from base 2277 to 4379 and encodes 700 amino acids. Gene Ontology annotation, cellular component: nucleus. NCBI's taxonomy places the organism in Eukaryota, Metazoa, Arthropoda, Insecta, Lepidoptera, Pyralidae.